Molecule: messenger RNA, 703 nt
Organism: Amoebophrya sp. A120
Lineage: Eukaryota; Dinophyceae; Syndiniales; Amoebophryaceae
Source: the annotation of a GenBank genome assembly
CAAGUGGCUCCUGUACAACUCAAAAGCUCUGGCCACGGGUUGUCACAGAAACGAUCGAGCUUUCUUCCGCGAAGUCCUAGAUUUUUUUCACGAGGAUGUGCCGGAGCAGAGAAGGUCUUUUAUGACGAGGCUUCUCAAACGAGACACGCAGUCAAAGGUAGUGAUCUGGAAUCCGCCUAAAACCAAUUCUUUUUCUCGGCAGCGUGCCGGCGGCGGUCCACCUGUACGGCUAGUGGACAUGUCUCUGAACCCGAAUCAAAAGGCCUUGGAUGAGAGGUGUCGGCUCGGGAUGGCGACCGAAUUUCUUUUCCAAAAACCCAGCCAAGUAUACGGACGCUAUUUCCCGGUUCGAUUGGGUUAUUGCUUGAACACAUCCGCGGAUCUGUCAGAUGACAAUGGUGCGAGGCCAUGGAUAAACUUUUUUCAUCGUGAUCCUUUACCGCUUGACGCGCAAUAUUACACUGCGUUUCGGAAGAUGUUCCGGAAGAUAGCGCAGAAGUGGCGGACCGAUUCUGAUGGCUCGGACCUUCGCUGGUCGUACGAUCAGCUGCAGUGGGACUGGCGGAGCUUACAUGGGAAACGGUUGAAACACACGCGUGAGUAUCGGGGAAAGCAUCCAAGCCUGCCCGUGCCGGUGAUGUUAGCCGACAGGCCUUCAGAGUUUCUCGUCCAGGUUCCAACAAAAAUCCAGGAUGCCGUGUAG